Messenger RNA from Notothenia coriiceps (black rockcod), 3030 nucleotides. RefSeq names its product ubiquitin associated protein 1 (gene ubap1). The transcript is spliced from 4 exons. Gene Ontology annotation, molecular function: ubiquitin binding. The annotation marks the transcript as partial. Gene Ontology annotation, cellular component: ESCRT I complex. Gene Ontology annotation, biological process: ubiquitin-dependent protein catabolic process via the multivesicular body sorting pathway. NCBI's taxonomy places the organism in Eukaryota, Metazoa, Chordata, Actinopteri, Perciformes, Nototheniidae. The record is from RefSeq and is a predicted model, not a curated record.
UGUGCCAUCUCCAUCCUCUUCCUGUGGUCUCAACAGUUCGACUUCUCUCUGGAGAGGCGAAGUGUCCGCUGGGGGGUUGAACUUGCAGAGGCCAGAGCAGCAGAAGCCAGAGCAGCAGAGGACGCAGCCAAGCAGGAGGCGGAGCGCAAGGAGUGUGCAGCGCAGGAAAUGGAUGGCGGUGGAGGGAAGAAACGGCGGUCCGCUGCAGAGGACCUGGACCUUUUACCACCAGCACUGAACCCUGUCCUUGCAGGAUUCAGCCACAACGCCAUCCUUACCCCAAUGCCUGCCUCGAGCCUUGGCCCCAGGAAAAUCCAGCCUAGCAUUCCUCAGCUUCACAGACUCAACCUCGCUGACUUUGAGCGGGAGGAGGACCCAUUUGACAAGGUGGAGCUCAAAACUUUGGACGAUAGGGAGGAGCUCAGGACCAUCCUCCAGAGCCAGCCUCAACCUCAACCUCCUUUCUCUGUUUCCCCACCAGAGGUAUCCCAGACAGGGUCACGUGGAAACAGCCCGCCUCCCCCGAGCACCAACACCAGCAUCACAUCCAAACCCGGCUUCACCCAUAAACCCAAUGGGUUAGUUCCCUUGCUGGACAUGGACAGAGUUGGGCACCCUGGGAGAUCGAGUUUUGACACAGACGAUCGGCCUUGUAACAUCCGCUCUCUCACCUUCCCCAAGCUCUCUGACUCUGGUGACCCAGAGCCAGUGAGGUACCCCCCCCACACUGCACCCACCCCUGCUCCCCGACAGAACCUACCCAACGGCAGCCCAACCACCGUACCCAAGACCGAAGUUAUCGUUGCCCCUGAGCCAACCAGCCACACCAAGAGUGGCGCACCAAAACCGGUCCACCCAGGGUCAGGAAGUGCUGGCCUGCCGUGCGGCGGGGCCCUGCUCAGCAUGACCCCCAGCGAGCGGCAGUGUGUGGAAACACUCGUGGGCAUGGGCUACUCGUAUGAGGGCGUCUUACGGGCCAUGCAGAGACAAGGGCAGAACGUGGAGCAGGUACUGGAUUACAUGUUUGUCCAUGGGCGUCUGUGUGAACGGGGCUUCGAUUCAAGUGCAGUGGAGGAAUGUUUAGAGAUGUACCAAUGCUCGGAGGAAAAGGCCUUGCAGUUCCUUGAGCUUAUGUCGAGAUUUGGCGAAAUGGGAUUUCAGCGCGAUGCCAUCAAAGAGGUGCUGCUGGCUCACAACAAUGACCAGGACAAGGCUCUAGAGGACCUGAUGGCUCGGGCUGCAGCUAGCUGAGCCAAGCUAACAGCCAACCAAAGCCCAGACAAGGGCCUUGCCUCCCCCGCUACUGCCCAACACAGCCCUUUCCCUUCUGCCGCCCCAUCACACCAUGCCCUGCCCUUUGCCUUGGCUGUGGAAGGGACAGCUGGGAGACAGUUGUAUUUCUCUCUAUGCUGUGUCUCAGCACUUCUUAAAGACUGUGUGCCUAGAGUGGAGGGGGGGUCAAACAAUACUUUAACGGUGGUGUUAAUUUUCUAAGAAGUCAUUCGCGUUAGGUUCCAGGAUUUUGUGCUGUGAGGGAUAUUCAAGAAUGGGAGGAAUGACUGAGCUCUAAAGGAGAAACUGGAAGAAUUGGGCUGCAGUCUUUCUAUUCCUGUUCCGAUUUGCUUCAACUUGGAAGUCUGCAGGCAAAGGACCGAAAGGGGACCUGGUGUGAGACUGAGCACAUUACAGACCAGUUUAUACACUUAGAACUCCCAAUCAACUAAGCUGCCAUCUUCCACUACUCUGUGCAGACCUAUUAUAUGGAGGCGGUGGUUUGGGGGGGCUUGAGGAAGCUUUCUUUAACUGGACAUGCAUUUAAAGUAAAAAAAAAAAAGUAAAAAAAAAGCCUAAUCGCCAGGCAGAUAACUGACUCUCAAAAAGUGCCCUCUCUGCUCUGGUGCCCUAGUUCUGUUCUACUCUUUCAUGCAUUCAUGUCUGUUUUUCUGUUCAUUUGGGUACUUUUUUUCAUGUCUUUGAUUUCUGUUUUGGGAACUGCAUAUUAGACGUUUACGUCACUAUAACUCGGAACGUAAGAGAUACUUCUACCCCAGUUCGCUCUUUGACCUGCACUGGAAUAGGGCCUGUUAGAGGGUGAGGAGAAAUUGGGAACGUUCCUGUGUAAUAAGAAAUAUCCCAUAAUCCACUGGCACUGAUGUGUCACAUACUGCACAGGCACACGUGUUUCAUAAUUAUCGACUUAUUUAUAUAGUUCACUGAUACUUUCAUUUACAAUUAAAGAGUUUGCUAUGAUAAUGUAAGAUAUGUUAACUCGCUUUUAACUGUCAUCGACUUCUGUUCUCAGACUGGAAAGGAGUGAGUGGUUUAAAAUAGAAACAAAAUGUGAGAGAGGGUUGUUUUUGCAACCACAUCACAGUGCAAUAGACAUUUCUUAUUGAGUGACUGUUGACUGGAGCUUUUAGCCUCAAGUAAUUUUUCGGGGAUGAGGAAUGGUCUACAAGCCUUGCUGGAAAUGUGGAUCUUACUAGAAAAGGUUUGAUUUCGGUCUCCCAUCAUAUAUUCAUUUGCCACAAAAUCUAAUCAUACAUGGUUUGUUGACACAUCCAAUUUCUUUUUUCUCAUGUGUAAUAUGAUAGGAUUGUUUAUGUUGAUUUUAGGUGUGUUGCCAUCACCACAGUCUUAAAUGGAAAAUUCCUCAUGUUAAUUGGGUGUAAUUGUUUAAAAGAAGGCCAGGAUCCUUUAAUUUUUAUAGUAUGUGUCUAAGUUCCAUGAUAAGUAAAAAGCGUGUGUGCUCUGUUGCACCAAAGGCAGAAAUGGGAGACGUUUCCGUAAUAAGGAGCUCUGUUGUCCUGAUGGGGAUUGUUAGAGGCGUGGUGACAGAUUAAGGGUUUAACCAAAAGCAAACUUUGCUUUGGGUGGGUCCAGUACUUUGUCUUAAGUUUAUCAAUUGAAAAACAAAUUGUAUUAACCACCAAAUUAUUUUAGAAAAACCCCUAGUUUGACAAAUCUAAAUAUAGUGCAGUUUUCCCCCAAUACAGACUCAAUCAUUCUCCACUUAAUGUACCAUUCAAA